Messenger RNA from Penicillium argentinense, 1212 nucleotides. Its product is annotated as small ubiquitin-related modifier domain-containing protein. Lineage: Eukaryota; Fungi; Ascomycota; Eurotiomycetes; Eurotiales; Aspergillaceae. Bases 1 to 1212 code for a protein of 403 amino acids. The transcript has a single exon. The record is from RefSeq and is a predicted model, not a curated record. Gene Ontology annotation, molecular function: protein binding.
AUGCGAUCCUUCUUCAAAAAACCGGAAUGGGCCUCCAAAAGUGGAGACACUCAGCCCGAAUUCUACAGACGGUCUGAACAAAUUUACUCUGACAUUGUCGCAACCAACCGCGCCGCCCACAGGAAGACUAAGUCUCCACCUGACACGGUCGAAGAAGCUAUCACUGAGGACGACAGGUGUUCUAAGCGACCCCGGUUACCUGAAAACUACGGAGAAGUUCCGGAACUUACAGAACCGUCCCAGUUCGCCAGCGAAUCCGACGGAGAAAAGCCUCCGAAUUUAUCCAUCACACAAGACCGGGGCAAUGAAGCCCAACAACCACUCUAUGAGGAAAAACAACUCUAUGAGGAAAAGCAUUCAUCGACAACGGCUGCCGCUGAAUUGCCAGAUUCCGACUUAACGCAGGCCCACAAAUAUGCAGACAGACCAUCGUCUCCCGUCUCUUCGGCCUCCCAUCAGUCAAGGCAGAAUGCAGACCCGGCUGCUCAUCAAACAAAGAACAAGGGCGAAACCAAAGAAAACCCCCCGGAAGACCCUAACACAGAAACAUUCUGCCAGUCUCCGAAUCAAUCACUACCUGAGGUGGACGACACUAUCGUGCAGAUUCUGAUCACUUCUGAGAUUCCGAAUUCCCGAUCUCUGAUUGUGCAUCGCAAGAUGUCCCAGGGGCUGAGAGAUGUGCGUGUGGAAUGGUGCAAGCGUCAAGGAAUUCCUACAGAGAUGCAAUCAUCUAUUUAUCUCACUUGGCGAGGGCGACGGUUGUUUGAUGUGACGACUUGCCGGAGCCUUGGGGUAAAAGCUGAAAACAAUCGUUCCAUAUUGGGGUUUGAGGAUGACACUGCUGCGGAUCCAGAAGAGCUGCGCAUUCAUAUGGUGGCAACUACUGAAAAUACAGCUCUACUACACUCUGAGCCGUUGCCGUUUAAGAGUGAAAGCACUCAAUUGCCCCCACAAAACCCCGAGGAUGAGCCUAAUCAGCAAAUCAAGCUGAUAUUGAGAAGCCCGGGCUUGGAUGAUUUCAAGAUCAAGGCUAGACCAAAGACAAUGGUGUCUAAGCUGAUCUCGGUCUUCCGAAGCAAACAGAAUGUUUCUGCUGAUCAGAACAUCUUCGUUAUCUUUGACGGGGAUCGACUCGAUCCAGAUACCUGCUUACGCGAGCACGAUAUUGCAAACCUGGAUAUGUUGGAGGUUCAGGUCAAGAAACAAGUAUAA